Molecule: messenger RNA, 2547 nt
Organism: Chinchilla lanigera (long-tailed chinchilla)
Lineage: Eukaryota; Metazoa; Chordata; Mammalia; Rodentia; Chinchillidae
Gene: Psmd10
Product: proteasome 26S subunit, non-ATPase 10
Exons: 5
Coding region: 50-730 (226 amino acids)
Molecular function (GO): protein binding
Source: RefSeq, a predicted model, not a curated record
CCGCGAGGCGGGCUUUGCCUGCGUCUUAUCGCGCUCUUGAGAAAGCGAAAUGGAGGGGUGUGUGUCUAACCUAAUGGUCUGCAACCUGGCCUACAAUGGGAAGCUGGAAGAGUUGAAGGAGAGCAUCCUGGCCGACAAGUCCCUGGCUACUAGAACUGACCAGGACAGCCGAACUGCACUGCAUUGGGCAUGUUCAGCAGGACAUACAGAGAUUGUUGACUUCUUGCUCCAACUCGGAGUGCCAGUGAAUGAUAAAGACGAUGCUGGUUGGUCCCCUCUUCAUAUUGCCGCCUCUGCUGGCCGAGAUGAGAUCGUAAAGGCCCUCCUGGAAAAAGGUGCACAAGUGAAUGCUGUCAAUCAAAAUGGUUGUACACCUCUCCAUUACGCUGCUUCCAAAAACAGGCAUGAGAUUGCUGUUAUGUUACUAGAAGGUGGGGCUAAUCCAGAUGCUAAGGACCAUUAUGAGGCUACAGCAAUGCACCGGGCAGCAGCCAAGGGCAACUUGAAGAUAAUUCAUAUCCUUCUGUACUACAAAGCGUCCACAAACAUCCAAGACACUGAGGGUAACACUCCUCUACACUUAGCCUGUGAUGAGGAGAGAGUAGAAGAAGCAAAACUGCUGGCAUCCCACGGAGCAAGUAUUUACAUUGAAAAUAAAGAAGAAAAAACACCCCUGCAAGUGGCCAAAGGUGGCUUGGGUUCAAUACUCAAGAGAAUGGUGGAAGGUUAAAGCAGCUUGUAUUUAUUCUUACUUUAUAUGUUUUGCUGUCCUCAAUGCCCUGGAAACUAAUGUACUUGUGCACAAGGCAUUAUCUGCAAAGGAUGAAGUUUUCUUAACUUCAGACUCUUACUAACAUGUUGUAUUAUUCCUGCUGAGAUAAUUAGCGUGUUGUAAACUGGUUAUACAACCUGCUUUCCAGGCAAUGAAUAAUCGUUGAAAUUGUUCUACUCUUGUCAUAUGUUGUUUUCUAAUAUUGAAUUUUGGUUAAUUUUGGGUGAUUGUACGGCUGUUACAAGUCUUCAGCACCUUCCUGUGUACCUUCUCUCUCCCUCUGAAGCACGAUAACCCAUGUAGCAGUGGGCAGGUUGUUCUGUCAGGUGGUUCCAGGUGCAUUCUGUACCUUCAUAUAAUUGAAACACAUCCUACUACUCAGAGACCUAUGAUAAAUAUUCCCAUUUUUCCAACUAUAACUCUUUUGUUAUAGAAGAUAUAUUUAGUGGACCAAAUUUUAAAUCAGAGGAUAUGCUCUAAAAUAGCAGAGUACAGUAUUCUGUACCUUUGUAUCUCUCUGAUGAGCUGUUUUCCUCCAGAAGAUGUUUUGUUUUUAAAAACACAACUUUAAAAUACCUAUAUUGACUCACCUUGUAUUGAAAAGAAUGUCUAGAUUGUUAAAGUAUUUGUACCAAAAAGGUAUUUUGAUUUGUAUUUCAGAACUUAAAAAAAUGUUAGAACACCCCAAUUUUUUGUUUUUAAACUCAGACAUUCACCUAAGCCUUAAAAUUCUGAGUAAAAACAUUUCUCAGUCGUGGGUAGCUCUAAAGUCAAUAAAAUUAGUGAAGCUUGAACUGCAACUAAAAUCUUUGAAAUUGUAGUCUUCUGAAUUGCCAGCUAAAUGCAGAGCAAAAGGAAAUUAAUAAAUGCACACUUGAACUCAAUUUAAGGAAGCAUCUUAAAUGAUUAUUAGUUACAAAAUUAACAUACUCAAAGUGACUCUUGAAAUUAUUUUUUAAUUUGAAUAUUAAGCUGCAAAUAUUGUUCAAAAAAAGUGAUCCAAGUGAGCCCACAAACUUGUAUUAAUUUGAGGUCAGGGACUUAAGGACCAGUAAUUAAAAUGAGUUUUGUAAAUAUGACUUUGUUGUUUAUAAAUAAAAAUAUUUUACAUAAAUUUGUUUGUGCAGUCCUGAAGAUUGAAGCCAGGCAAUUGCUCUACCAUUAAGAUACACCUCCAGCCCGGGAACAUCUUCUUGUGGAACAAAACUAUUGAUUUAUUGAAUGCUGGAGAUAGAAUAAGUGGUAGGGGAAAUAAUUUAUUUUCAAUAUUUUAAAUGUGAUUAAACAGUAAAGUCUUGUCUAAUAGGAUCAGUUAAGACUAAAGGCCUUUAAAUAUUGAGUUUGUUUUCUGAGGUAAUAGGAUAUAUGGAUAUAAUAGAAACUCGUUUUAAUUCCUUUGUAUGCGUUCUUCAGUAAGCAAUACAGAAGGAACCAAGACUGGGGUAAUUUGUAGGCUUGAGUAACCUGUUAACAAUAUUUGAAUCACUGGUUUGUAUAAACUAACAGUAUUAAUGCCCUCAGAUCCUGACCAAAUUGUUACCUAUAGGAAAUCUAAUACAAGAGAAGCUGAUUCAAGGUCAGCAUGUUUUAGUUACUUCCAAAACAAACUCAAAAAGGAUAAAUCAAUUUUAAAGUUUAACUGAAAAUGUAACUUGGAAGAAAUGGGUCAGUAAAUACUGGAAAAAUUUAUGUUCUUAAGUGUACCUUUUAUAGAGAAUUCAUAAUUUUGGUGACAUUGUAUGAGAUUCAAAGUAAAUCUGUAUUGUGCUCUAAAA